CUCUCUCUCUCUCUCUCUCUCUCUCCUUCUUCUUCCGUGUGUUCCAUAGUUCCAUCUCAUUGUUUCUUUCUGGAUUCUAUGUACUGAACUGAUCAUAUAUUCAGAAGGAGCUUCUGCCCGUAAACAGAUAUAAAAUUAUCCAUCUUUCUGUACUUGUUCUCCUUCUUUGCUCGGAAAAAUACCGAUAAAGACCUCAGCUUUUUUAGUCGGUCGUCCCUUUCCCUUUCAUUUCAUUAAGUUGGUCAUUUACGAGGGAGUAGUAACUUGGUACUUCCAGAACAACAAGUCAACAAUCUUCAGGAAAGUCGCCAGUUAAACGAAGAAGAAGAUGGUGGAGACAGGGCACAACCACCACCACACUCCGCCACCUCAAGAGGCUGCACCGCGACCUAUGCCGCUUGGAGCGGCAAGGGGUCCCACAUGGACUCCAGCUGAGCAACUCCACCAGCUCCAGUAUUGCAUCCACUCCAAUCCCUCUUGGCCGGAGACAUUCUUACUGGCUUUUCAGCAUUACAUUGUCAUGCUUGGAUCUUUAGUCUUGAUUGCCAGUGUGCUCGUGCCUCGGAUGGGUGGGGAUCAUGGUGAUAAAGCCCGUGUGAUUCAGACGUUGCUUUUCAUGUCAGCAAUAAACACCCUGCUUCAAACGUUUUUCGGAUCAAGGCUUCCAACAGUGAUGAAUGCUUCAUUUGCUUAUAUGUUGCCAGUGUCGUCGAUCAUUAAUGAUUACUCUAAUAGGACAUUUAAAAGUGAACAUGAGAGAUUUGAAGUCACAAUGAGAACGAUUCAAGGAUCCCUUAUAGUAUCUUCCUUCAUCAAUAUCUUCAUUGGCUACAGUAGAGCUUGGGGAAGCUGUACAAAACGGUUUAGUCCCAUUGUUAUUGUGCCGGUGGUUUGUGUGGUUGGUCUCGGCCUUUUCGCAAGGGGCUUUCCACUGCUUGCUAACUGUGUGGAGCUUGGCCUGCCUAUGCUGAUUCUUCUUGUCAUUACCCAACAGUAUCUGAGGCGUAUUCUUCCUAGAGCACAUGCCAUACUUGAGAGGUUUGCCUUGCUUCUCUGCGUUGGGCUUGUCUGGUCAUUUGCUGCUAUCCUUACCGAGGCUGGUGCUUAUAAAAAUGUCGGAGAGCAGACUAAACAAAGUUGCCGCACUGAUCACUCGCACCUUAUAACCUCUGCUCCUUGGAUUAGAUUCCCAUAUCCAUUUCAGUGGGGUGCGCCCAUAUUCAGAGCAAGCCAUGUCUUUGGGAUGAUGGGAGCUGCAAUUGUUACAACUGCAGAGACAACUGGAACAUUAUUUGCAGCUGCUAGGCUUUCAGGUGCAACCCCCCCUCCAGCACAUGUGUUGAGUAGCAGCAUUGGCCUACAGGGUAUUGGCAUGUUGCUUGAAGGAAUAUUUGGUGCUGCUGUUGGUACCACUGCAUCAGUAGAAAAUGUUGGCCUGCUUGGAUUGACACACAUAGGGAGCAGGAGAGUAGUGCAGAUAUCAGCUGCUUUCAUGUUCUUCUUUGCUAUAUUUGGGAAGUUUGGUGCUUUUUUUGCAUCUAUUCCCUUGCCAAUCUUCGCCGCCAUAUACUGUGUUUUAUUUGGGAUUGUUGCUGCUGUUGGGAUAUCAUUCAUACAGUUUGCGAACAAUAAUUCUUUAAGAAACAUGUAUGUUUUGGGGCUUUCCUUGUUUCUUGGGAUAUCAGUACCACAAUAUUUUAUCAUGACCACAACUGCAGAUGGUGUUGGACCAGUUAGAACAGAUGGUAUAUGGUUUGAUGAUUGGUUAAACACGAUCUUCUCUUCGAGUCCGACAGUGGCAAUCAUUGUUGGGACACUGCUUGACAACACGCUCGAUGCCAAGUAUGCAGUCGAUGACAGAGGGCUUGCAUGGUGGAAACCCUUCCAGAAGAGGAACGGAGAUGUCAGAAAUGAAGAAUUCUACAGCCUUCCUGUUAGGAUACGCGAGUAUGUCCCCACGAGAUUUCUCUGAAUAGUAAAUAAACACUAUAGCAUGCCUAUAUGUAUAUCACAGCAGAUUUGUUGUUUUUGUAUGCAUGUUGAGGCUUAAGCUUCUUGUCAUAAGUAUAGAACGAUGUCAUAGAAUCCUGUCAGUACCAAUCAU
Molecule: messenger RNA, 2104 nt
Organism: Argentina anserina (silverweed cinquefoil)
Lineage: Eukaryota; Viridiplantae; Streptophyta; Magnoliopsida; Rosales; Rosaceae
Product: nucleobase-ascorbate transporter 3
Exons: 14
Coding region: 329-1972 (547 amino acids)
Biological process (GO): transmembrane transport
Cellular component (GO): plasmodesma; plasma membrane
Molecular function (GO): transmembrane transporter activity
Source: RefSeq, a predicted model, not a curated record